AUGGCUAUUGAUGGCGAUAAACUUGUGUCAGACUCAGCAUCGGCGAAUGUUUUCGUAGAGAACGUAAAAGUUGAUAAAGUAGAUGAUAUAGUCUCUGCAGGGCACUGGGAAGAGGGCAUCAAAGAGAGGGCACCGGGAGAGGGCAUCAAAGAGAGGGCACCGGGAGAGGGCAUCAAAGAGAGGGCACCGGGAGAGGGCAUCAAAGAGAGGGCACCGGGAGAGGGCAUCAAAGAGAUGGCACCGGGAGAGGGCAUCAAAGAGAGGGCACCGGGAGAGGGCAUCAAAGAGAGGGCACCGGGAGAGGGCAUCAAAGAGAGGGCACCGGGAGAGGGCAUCAAAGAGAGGGCACCGGGAGAGGGCAUCAAAGAGAGGGCACCGGGAGAGGGCAUCAAAGAGAGGGCACCGGGAGAGGGCAUCAAAGAGAGGGCACCGGGAGAGGGCAUCAAAGAGAGGGCACCGGGAGAGGGCAUCAAAGAGAGGGCACCGGGAGAGGGCAUCAAAGAGAUGGCACCGGGAGAGGGCAUCAAAGAGAGGGCACCGGGAGAGGGCAUCAAAGAGAGGGCACCGGGAGAGGGCAUCAAAGAGAGGGCACCGGGAGAGGGCAUCAAAGAGAGGGCACCGGGAGAGGGCACCGGGCUUGAGUUACGUGGUAGGGGCAUCUGGCUAACAGCGAUGUUGAUCGAGAGUUUGGCGUCCCUGUCGGAAGCCACACUGCUCGUCAACUAG
Messenger RNA from Penaeus chinensis, 726 nucleotides. RefSeq names its product glutenin, high molecular weight subunit DX5-like. The record is from RefSeq and is a predicted model, not a curated record. Bases 1 to 726 code for a protein of 241 amino acids. The transcript is spliced from 3 exons. Lineage: Eukaryota; Metazoa; Arthropoda; Malacostraca; Decapoda; Penaeidae.